AUGGAGCCUUCAUUUUCUCCUGUCGAGAUAUCCUUUCCCUUACCCAAACAUCCACACUUGAAGUUCCAUGCUCACUUGAGUUUCUUGGGCACUUGCAACAUCAUUCACUUGACAACCACAGAUCUCGAUCUAUCCGACAGCUCGUUGCCGCCGAUGGGCAGUUUCGUCUAUGCAAUGCCUGAUAUGAUCAACGACCGCAACGUCAUCAGCACAGCGUUGUCGACAUCUGGCUCAAGCAUAGACUACGCUACUCGGAUGGCCAAAAUACUUGCAAGGAGAAUGAGAAGGCCCGUUUAUGUUGGCUGCAGCAUGAACUUUGCAGGCACAACUCCCGAAGAAGAAAUGGAAGGAUUGACCGUCGCUGUCGAUCAGAUAAUGCAAAAUUGGAAUCAGAAAUCAUGA
Molecule: messenger RNA, 402 nt
Organism: Exophiala viscosa
Lineage: Eukaryota; Fungi; Ascomycota; Eurotiomycetes; Chaetothyriales; Herpotrichiellaceae
Exons: 2
Coding region: 1-402 (133 amino acids)
Biological process (GO): proteasome assembly
Source: RefSeq, a predicted model, not a curated record